This is a messenger RNA of Gryllus bimaculatus (two-spotted cricket), 638 nucleotides long. The record is from the annotation of a GenBank genome assembly. NCBI's taxonomy places the organism in Eukaryota, Metazoa, Arthropoda, Insecta, Orthoptera, Gryllidae.
AGGGUGUUGUCGCGCGGCCGCAACCCGCCGCGCCGCCGCCCGCGGGUACGAGGAGGCGCGGAGGGCGGGGCUGCACAAGCGUACGCGCGCCCACGACGAAGGCAGCUGCGGCGCGCGCGUUUGCGAGCAGAGGCGCGCAUCUGCUUCGUCCUCAACUCCGACGCCGAGGCGGCCGCCGUUUCAAGGCCUUGUGGCACGCGACGCCGGGCUCACAACUACCUGCUCGUCGGCUGCCCACUCCAAGACGCGCCGGGACGCUACGUCACCCGUCUUUGCUACUCCCGGGCUGACUCAUCUCCUAGGCACGCCAUUGCUGUUUUGUGCGUUAUUUACUUUAAUUCCAAAGUGUGCUCUUGUCAACCUUUAGCCGAAGCCGGAUAUGCGCGCUGGCAACCAAACAAGCCCGAUAGCCCUGACGUUGAAAGAUGCGGGAGCAUGGCACCAAACGCUCUGCUGAACGACAUCCAAUGCACAAAUCCCAUGUCCUUCAUAUGCGAAUACGAGUAUUAAUCUACUGCCUACCAGUAGUCAAUUACUUAUUGUAACGAAACAAUGCAGUGUAACACACAGUUAUUAAAUAAUUAUGAGCUUUUUUUCUCUAAAAAACACACUUGUACUACAUAAUAUGUAAUAAAGUA